GUAUCUAGGGCCCAGGCACUAACAUUUCUCCUGGACUGCGAGUGUCCAAACGACAGGCUUCAUGCAGACGGAAGGGGCGGGGCUCGAUACGGAAGUCCCUCAGCCAGCGCCGGUCACGUGGGAGAAGCUUCCACGCAUUGCUUGCUGGCUUUCAGGAGGCAUGGCACUCUGGCGGGCAUACCAGAGGGCCCUGGCUGCACAUCCGUGGAAAGUCCAGGUUCUGACAGCUGGGUCACUGAUGGGCCUAGGUGACAUUAUCUCACAGCAACUGGUGGAGAGGCGGGGUCUCCAGGAACACCAGACAGGCCGGACUCUGACCAUGGUGUGCAUGGGCUGUGGCUUUGUGGGCCCUGUAGUUGGAGGCUGGUAUAAGGUUUUGGACCGCUUUAUCCCUGGCACCACCAAGGUGGACGCACUGAAGAAGAUGGUGAUAGAUCAGGGGGCCUUUGCCCCGUGUUUUCUAGGCUGUUUCCUUCCCCUGGUAGGGGUGCUCAAUGGAAUGUCAGCACAGGACAAUUGGGCCAAACUACAGCGGGACUACCCUGAUGCCCUCAUCACCAACUACUAUCUCUGGCCUGCUGUGCAGUUAGCCAACUUCUACCUGGUCCCCCUGCAUUACAGGUUGGCUGUUGUUCAGUGUGUUGCUGUUGUCUGGAACUCCUACCUAUCCUGGAAGGCACAUCAGCUCUAAGCCUGCCUGGUUCCAUGGCUUGCACCUUGCACUGAUGCACCUUCAGCCUGGAAUGCUUGGACAUUGUCCUCAAAGGGAAUGCAUCAGGACUGGAGAGGUGGCUCAGCUGCUAACAUCACGGACUGCUCUACAGAGGACCCAAGUGUGGCUCCGAGAAGCCACAUGAUGUGGCUCACAACCACCUGUGACCCAAGCUCCAGGCAUCUGAUGUCCUCUUCUGGCCUCUGAAACACCUGCACUCACACGCACAUGCACGCGAAUAGAUACUGACUUAUAGUUAAGCAGAAAAUAAAGUCUUUCUUACAAAGA
Messenger RNA from Cricetulus griseus (Chinese hamster), 1000 nucleotides. Lineage: Eukaryota; Metazoa; Chordata; Mammalia; Rodentia; Cricetidae. The record is from RefSeq and is a predicted model, not a curated record.